CCCCUCCUCAACACCGUCCUUGAUUACAAAAUCUGCAGAUUUAGAUUCAGAUUUCCUUAUGGCAAUGACAAUCUUCCUUCAACAAUCUACCUGUGCCGCCACAUACACUUCUCGCAGGUGUCAGGGUUCACAAGCUGAUGCCAGAAUCAUCUCAGAGCUCAAGCACGAGCGCUCCUCCCUUCCAAAACACAAGCUAUCUCGACUGAUGGGAGACUUCAACGCUGGACUUGGGAUCAGAAGAAACAUGAAGAACGUGGCAGUCCACGCCGGGGUACCCCCAGAAACGCCCUUUCCUGCUGAUCCUUCACCUGGCCAUUGGAAAGUUUGGAUUCUUGGAACAAUUGUGACGAUACUUCUAUCCUUCUUCACCAAAGGGAAAUGGGGACCGUUGCUGAAAUUGAAAGAUAAAGUUGAAACAACAAUAGAGCGCGCGGAAGAAGUUUCAGACGUGGUGGAAGAAGUGGCUGAGAAGGUGGAGGAGGUGGCUGAAGCAGCUUCCAAGCAUCUUCCUGAGGGCAAACUCCAAGAUGCUGCUGAGUUCGUUGAAGAAGUGGCUGAAAAAAUAGACGAAGAGGCCCAUCUAGCAGGAGACGUCCUGGAAAAGGUAGAAGAAAUGGGAAAGGAGGUGGACUCGUUCGUCGAUUCAAGCACUCAUCAAGACAAGACCGUCGACGUCAGUGAACAAAAAGCCGAAGAUCACAAGUAAAGAAGUGGUCAAUGUAUCAUUCCCUUUGUGGGUGAAAUAUUACAGGAGACGGAUCUGAAACUAAUUAUUUUUUUACGUAAGUAAUUUCAUUUUUAUAAAUGUGAUUUGUGAAACAGCUUGAUCAUAUUCUAAAUGAUUUGUAAGUUUAUUAAAAUAAU
Molecule: messenger RNA, 864 nt
Organism: Neltuma alba
Lineage: Eukaryota; Viridiplantae; Streptophyta; Magnoliopsida; Fabales; Fabaceae
Exons: 5
Coding region: 59-706 (215 amino acids)
Source: RefSeq, a predicted model, not a curated record